AUGCCACCUCUUAUAAUACUCGGCGCUCCCUCCCGUUCCUCUCUCAUUUCCUCCCUCUCUCCCUCUCCCUCCUCCUCACCAGGAACUGGAAUAGGGAGCUGGCACCGACUCACCCUCUCCCCUCCGUCACCCUCUCCUUUCCCGCAGGACGCCUCCGACAGCUGGGCCGAACUUCCCAAGGCGUCAUAUGUCGCCGCUCAUUCCCGACUCGGGGAGGUGAGCGAUUUGUACCGGAAUGCAAUAUUUGGGGGGUCGAUGUCGAUGUCGAGAGAUGAAGGUGAAGAGGAGGGAGAGAGCCUGGAGGUCGUCCUUCAUUCUCGGAGGGAGGAGACGAGCGCAGAGGCGAGCGAGGUCUCCCAUGCUCUUACAUGGGAACCGACUCCCAACACAUCACGAACAGCGAACGUCCGGGAUGGAGCCUCUCACACUCGUUCCUCCCUCUGGACCGACUCAGAAUCCUACCUCCCCACACCUGCUUCCUCCUCCGAAGCCUCGAUCCACCGACUGCCCUCUUAUCGUGUCAACCCCCACUCCCUCACUCCCCUUCACCUUCUCCCCUCCCUCUCACGCGCGCGCUACGCCCCUCCUAGGGUAAACAUCCUCGUCGGCGUACUGGAAGUCUCCGGUCCCGAAACGGUAACGAUCCGUAAAGGCAAAGAGGCAGGGAAAGAGGUUGCUGUGCUGAAGCUUGUUGUGGGGGGAGAGGGAAGCGUUCUGGGGGUGACCGCUUGGAGGGGAUGUGCCAAGACGUGGGCGCAAGCCGCAGAUGCAGGUGUUAGGAGGGGGGAUGUGGUUUUGCUGUCUGAUCUCGAAGCUCCACGCCUAAGCAGAACUGACCCUGCCCCGCACCCCCGAGCCCCAGAAACCCCUCAACCUCACCUCCUCCCCCAACUCCACCCUAACACUAUGCUAUCGCUGCAUCCCGUUGUCUGAGGCUGACCGCCGCUGGAGGCCGGACCUCAGGCUAGCGGAGAGCGAUAGAGGGAUGGAACUUGUUCAAGGGGUCGUGAGAUGGGUGGAGAGGAUGGCGGGGGUGGGGAGAUGAAGUGUUAGGUUGAAGGAGAGUUUGCAGGCUGAGAUUCUUGUGGUGCAAUCCUCUCAGCUCCUCCCCAUCCCCUCCUCCAACCGACCCGGAUUGGCCAAAAGGUUCAUACCUGGGGAAGUGAACCUGCUGGGGAGAGGGUAAGGGAGCGUCGAACCUUACGUGAUGAGUAGGAGGUUGCCCUAUCUGAAUCAAGCGGGUUUGUCAGUUCUGCGACCCAAGACCUUGCAGACUGGGAUCAGCACCCAAUCCUGCACAAGCCGGCCCCCCACCACCACCACCAUCUGCCCAAGCCAAUGUCGGCGCCGAGCGAACAAAUCAAUUCACGAAUGACUCAUGGGCACUUGAUUGGCUAGCCUUACCCCCGACCUGUCAACAAAACCUCUGUUUCGGGACUAUGAGUCGCUUGGUAGCGGAGGACCGUAUCUGAGC
Dacryopinax primogenitus is the source of this 1474-nucleotide messenger RNA. RefSeq lists its product as uncharacterized. Bases 1 to 933 code for a protein of 310 amino acids. The record is from RefSeq and is a predicted model, not a curated record. Lineage: Eukaryota; Fungi; Basidiomycota; Dacrymycetes; Dacrymycetales; Dacrymycetaceae. The transcript is spliced from 4 exons.